UUGAAACUCACCUCGACGUGACCUGUCAGUACCUGUAACUCUGCCUGCUUGGCAUUUCACUGGCAGUAGUACAGCUGUGGCGUUAAUGAAAGUAAGCAAUAAAUACAAUGUCUGAAACGUUGUCGGACCGGAUUUCUGCAUGCAUGAAGAGGGUGCUGAAAGACUUUGAAAAAAUCAGAGGCCAGAGCAAAGAAGAUGGGUUUAGCAUAGCAUUCUGGGAUAUAGUAGUGAUCACAGCAGCUGAUGAAGAGCAGAAAAAAGCCUAUGAACUUCAACUGUAUGGAAAACUGCAGCGAAAUGAAAUACCAAAGGGCAUUCCAUACCAUGUAUAUGCUGAUCCACCAGGAUAUAAACUUGGCAGUGGUGGCUCCACCUUUACGGCUCUGUCAGAACUACACAAAAUCUACAACCAGGACCUUUUUGACAAGAAGAUCCUCAUGAUUCACGCAGGAGGGCAGAGCCAAAGGUUGCCAAGUGCUAGUGUUCUUGGGAAAAUAUUUUCAGCUCUGCCAUUGGGGGAGCCUAUGUACCAGCUGUUGGAGCUCAAAUUGGCGAUGUAUCUCCCCGUCAUUGAGAAGAUGUCACCAGGUGUCCUCUUGACCUCCUCGGACACCCUCGAGUUGUUCAAUGAUGGCGAGGAGUCGGACUGGGCCAUCGAUAAACCUGGCUUCACUGCAUUUGCUCACCCCAGUUCACUUGAGAUAGGAACAGGGCAUGGUGUCUAUGUACUGGAGGAGCCAAAGAAGAUGGGCAAGAAGAAAGUUGAAGAGGCGCUGUGUUUGGAGGUGUUGCAAAAACCAUCCGUAAAGCUGAUGUACGACAAGGGGGCGGUCAUUGAGAAGAAAGAUACCAACUCAAAGGCAGAGGACCCUUACGUUUACUCUGACAGCAUGUUUUAUUUUGACCAUACUUUAACACAGAAGAUGUUGAAGUGGUAUGAAGAGAAUGGUCCCAUUCAGUGUGAGAUCUGUGCUUACGGGGAUUUUCUUCAGCCGUUGGGUCCCAGAGCUACCGGGGAGUACAUCCACAACACAUCUAAUGUGAGCCAUAUGGAGCCUGCUCUGCUGAAAACUCGUGAACAGAUGUUCAGUCUUCUCAAAGGCACACAGCUGAACCUUGUUGUGUUCAAUGAGUCCAAGUUCUAUCAUGUUGGUACCACGCACGAGUACAUUGACAACCUUUGCCACAGCCAGAGCUUUUCUCAGGAGUUGGGUUUAAGCAGAGAUGCUUUCAGUCAUUUCUCACAGCACAAUGCCAGGCUUGCCAAGAUGCCCAAACUCGAGUCUGCCAUUGCUGGUUGUGUCAUGCAUAGCUGUCUCCCCAGUCAGUCGGCGGUUGCUGCCAGUGCAGUAGUGGAAUACAGCCAUUUCAAAAUCCCUGUCAAGAUUGGUGCAAAUUGCAUUAUAAGCAACUGUUUCUUUGAUGAUGACCAAUCAGAAGAGCUCUCUCUUGAUAUCCCUGCUAACACGUUCUUGCAUACCAUCCCUAUGGUACACAAUGGCGGCACAUGUUAUGCGACAGUAGUUUACGGUACCAAUGAUAACAUCAAAAAACGAGCAGCUGAUCGUGAAUCUGCAGGUCAAAUAACCUUUCUUGGUAAAGAUCUGAAACGAGCUUGUGAAUUUUACAAACUAAAACAGCCAGGAGAUCUCUUUGAGAAAAAUCCCAAAGCGUUAAAUCUCUGGUUCUGUCAGCUAUUUCCAGUGGUCAGCAACAUGGGUCAGUCUUGUUAUUUUGCUGUUCAGAUGGCCAAGCACAUGCAGUCCAGUAGUGGUGAUCAGGAGCUGGACCUCAGUGGCUAUCCUCGCGUUUCGAUGGCAGACCUGCUGGAGACCAAGGAUGUGGCAGCCAUGUUGGAAUACAGAGAAAAGCUUAGAAAAGUUAUUGAGAAAGCACACCAUCAUUGAUUCUUUUUUCUAUUGAAGAUCUUUUUGCAAGAUACUCAUUUAUGCGUCUUGGUUUCUUUUUCCUCUCUUUGACCAUACUCCCUUGAUAUGAAUUUUUUUAUUAUUUUUUUGGGGGGGGGGGGAUCAAAAUGUUAUGCAAUCUUGAAUUGGCGUAAAUAUUUUAGCUUGGGUUAUAAUAAUACUAAUUCCACAAUACUGAAUUUUAGACAUGCAACUGUGAUAAGUGGAAUCAUUCAAGCACUGACUGAGAGCAUUAUGUAGUUCUGACAAUUAAAAAGUAAUCUGACACACAUUUUAUUCAUAAUUCUUUAAACAAUAAUGAUACUUCCCUACGAACUAGGCAGGUACAAAUAUGAUAUAUAUUGUAUGUGAUGGAGUGAUCUAAACUUUUGAUUCCUUUUAGGUGAUAAUUUGGUAGUACUACAUGUAUUGGGCUGAUGGUUACUUUUCUGUGUAUUUAAUCAAGAUGUUUAUGUAGAUAAAUGUAAUCUACGAUUUCUUUUUCAUUAUUGUGGGUUAAACUCUCAGUGUUUUAUUUAUACAUUUUUGCCAUUCAACUGAAAUGAGAUGGUUAACAAAGAACUGUAGUUUUAAUAGCAAAGUGCAGUUUGGAUGUUUUAAAGAUUAAGCACAAUUGUAACAAGUUUUAUCUGACAAAAUGCAAGGUAUAAAGCUUUACUCAACUGCAAGUAAUACAAAAGUAAUGAUUAUUUUUGCCAAACUGCUGAUUACAAUCCUAUAACAUGUAUAUGUUCUGUGUUAAAUGUAGCAAUAUAUAUAUAAUAAUAAUGAUAUAUGAUUACAAUGAGGUAAAGGAGAGGAACUGUGAUAUAGUACUUAAAUUAUUACAUUCCAGGUCUGAUAAUUCGUGCUGUCAAUUGUGGGGAUGCUUUAUAUUAAACUAUUUACUAGAUGUAUGCACCUCUUUGUGGAGCGUAAUUUACCUGCCAUCUUUGUCUCAACAAGAUCUUUGUGAUGUGGUCUUAUUUAUAUUUGUGUACUUUUAUAGACAUUUAAAACUGCAAUAAUGUUUGAAGCAUUUCACUUUUUUGCAGUGAGAUUUUUUAAAUUUAUAUUUCAAGUGAUUGGUUUGGUAUUUUGGGGAUUUUUGGUUCAUCUUAUAUUUUUGUGGGUUUCAACUUCUUUUACAUUUUUCCUGACCAAAUGGGGCUAGUUGUUAUGCCAUGGUUAAUAAAGGCACCAUUAAACAACUGA
Messenger RNA from Lingula anatina, 3122 nucleotides. RefSeq names its product fucose-1-phosphate guanylyltransferase. The record is from RefSeq and is a predicted model, not a curated record. Gene Ontology annotation, molecular function: transferase activity, transferring phosphorus-containing groups. Lineage: Eukaryota; Metazoa; Brachiopoda; Lingulata; Lingulida; Lingulidae.